AACGAAUGUCAAUUGAUGAAAUGCAUUAACUGCAUUUUGAGGAUGGACAAAGGAAUGGGCGAAAAACUGGCCGCGAUAUAAAGCGUAAAUGGUACAAAAGGAAAUACGCAAAUUGAACUGUGAGAGGAUUUUUGUAACAUUUUGCGGAGCAGAGCAUGUCUCUGCGGUUUAUCUGUGUCGAGGUGCGCCACAAUCUGCGCUGUGCUAAUGUGUUCCUCCAGUUUGACCAUAGCCUAACCGAAACAGAAUUUUUAAAAAUUGUCGUGGAAAAUGAUGCACUAACCUUCCGUGAAUACUCCACCGCUACAUGUGUCUCGCUUAGCAAAUAUUUUACCGCUGAAGCGCGCACUAUAAGCAAUUUGACAGUGGAAGAGUGCAAUGCCAGUUUUCGUUUAACAAUUACCACUGAUAAUGAUGAAUUUGUUGCUGAGAAUGGAGCAAAACGGGUGGAUAAUAAACGAAGGGUCUAUGUGACACCCAAACCCGACGUAGUAGAGGGGUGUCAGCUAUUAGUUUUAUGCAAGAAUUGUAAAUGUGAGCUCAGCACCACACUUGAAUGCCAAAGAGUUAGGGAGUUUCCAUCGGGCUCGAUUGACAUGAACGAAUUUUUCUGUCAUCAUGGCCCUAAAUUUGACGAAGUUCUGAUACCACAGCUUACUGACUUCUUCUAUGGCUUCCAAUUUGUUGUACUUAAUGUAGAGUUAAUGCAGCAGCGCGUGAAAUUUAAAGACGGGCAUGUUUACUGUCGACGAUGUUUGCAAUAUUUGGGCGAAACGAUGUUCAGCGAUAAGGCAGUAAAGAUAUGGAACGAUACAUUGCUCUCUAAACGAAUACUAGGCGAGAAUGAGGCGGAUGCAAUCAAAAUAUUUAACGACGCAGAAAUGACACCAACUUGCCAGCUUCUACAUAAAAUCAUUGACGAUACCCAAGUGGCUGAUGCUGGCGUGGACCUACUACUACAAAAGAUGCAUUUCUCCAAGGUGCUGCUGGAGGCCACUUUUCCCAAUCGGCAACGUAAAUACUUGCUCUUGCAAGUGCUCGAAAAAGAACUGCAGGUUCUGCGUAACACAAAGCCCUUAGCUCACGGCAGCCAUAAUAAUAAUAAUGUAUUGCACGUGGAAUUGGAGCCGUUCAAAUGUUUCAAACUGCUUUAUAAACUAUUGGACGAGACGGAAGAUGAAGGUGGAGGAGUGAACAAAUCAGAAGAUAGAGAUAGCGGCGAUGCCAGUAGCGGUACUAAUGACAGUUUACUACUGCAGAGUUGGAAACAGGAUAUAUCUAUACAUACACUCAAGGUGUCACCUACAAUAUUUAGUACGUUACUGGACGAGUUGGAUGACAAUGCACUACUGCUACCCGAAUUGUACCGCUAUACCCAUGACCAUUUUCAGUUGAGUUAUGUCUUUUAUAAAAAAUAAGGAGAAACAAAAAAUAAUGGACUUCACGAAAAAUUUCACGAAACAUAUGACAAGAAUAGAAUGGAAUACUCUGCAGCUUGGUUUAUAUUGUUUAAUUAUCUGCUUAAAACGCAUUUUUAUAAGUAUAUAUUUGAGUGUUGAUGUGUAUACAUACAUAUUUAUUUAUAUUCACGAACUUGUAAUACGUUUACAUUGCUAAGAUUGUAAUCAAGUAAUCAACAAUUAAAUAGUAUGAUUUGUCUCUAAUUUUAAAUCGAUGUAGGAUCAGAAAAAUAUAUAGUCAUAAUUGCGACAAUUUAAGGUACUCGAUAAGUAAAUACUCGGUAUUUAUAUAUAUGAUAUAAACAUUGUAUAUAUGUCAUCAUAUAUAUAUAUGUAUAUGCCAUUAAAGAUUUACGCUUUAACAUUAAUUACCAAUAAUUCGCCCAAGUAUUUUAGACAAAAGAAAGUGUGUUCAUAACGCUGAAAGCGAUGAUGUAUAAGAAUGUGAAUAAAAAUGUAAUGUUCGAAAAGUUUGUAUCUGCAUGGAAAGGAUAAA
This is a messenger RNA of Anastrepha obliqua, 1956 nucleotides long. RefSeq lists its product as uncharacterized. Gene Ontology annotation, biological process: proteasome-mediated ubiquitin-dependent protein catabolic process; protein polyubiquitination; protein autoubiquitination. NCBI's taxonomy places the organism in Eukaryota, Metazoa, Arthropoda, Insecta, Diptera, Tephritidae. The record is from RefSeq and is a predicted model, not a curated record. Gene Ontology annotation, cellular component: ubiquitin ligase complex; nucleus; cytosol. The coding region runs from base 156 to 1418 and encodes 420 amino acids. Gene Ontology annotation, molecular function: ubiquitin protein ligase activity; ubiquitin conjugating enzyme binding; cyclin binding. The transcript has 2 exons.